Molecule: messenger RNA, 1866 nt
Organism: Adineta ricciae
Lineage: Eukaryota; Metazoa; Rotifera; Eurotatoria; Adinetida; Adinetidae
Source: the annotation of a GenBank genome assembly
AUGGCAACAGUUGACUCGUCGAUAUCCAUCGAGAAUGAACAGCAAGAAGAAAAGAAUUCAAUUUUAAUCGCUGAAUUUGCUCCACUCACUGUUGACGAUCAAAUUUCGCAUCCUGAACUGGAAUCAAAUAGAAAUGGCAUUGGACAGGAUGAUUUUUCUCAUAGUUCACUCAACACAACUCGGUCGCGACAUACUCCUGUCAUCCGUCCAUUCAUUGAUCCGGGGUUAGUUCAAAAACGAGCACAUCAGGCAAGUGAUUCUUGGCUUAAAGAAUAUGAUUCACCAUCAUCAGCACCACAAGGUGCAUAUUCAGCAGUAUCUCAAGCAGUGAAAAAGUUAUUACCAGAAAAAACAGCUUGUCGACUGGGUUGUCGAGGAGCAAAUUGUAAAUAUGAACGAUCAGAUUAUUGGCGGCCGGAACAGAUGGCUAUUCCUGGGAUUUUUUCUCAUUGGAUAACGGAGAGCAUUUUGGCUUGUUCUCGACCAACUACACGACAUGAGUCGUUGAAAAAAUUGUUCCAUGAUGCUGGCAUUCGUGCUAUAUUUAAUCUAGAAACACCAGAUGAACAUGUUUCUUGUGGUCAUGGAAAUCAUUCCUCAGGUUUCUCAUAUGAUCCAAGUGAAUUUAUGGAUGUAGGAAUUUUCGUUUAUAACUACGCAAUGGAAGAUUACGGAACAGUCAAAGUCGAAACUGUACUCGACAUUAUGAAAGUCAUGAGUUUCGCAAUGAAACAAGGCAAAAUAGCCGUGCAUUGUCAUGCGGGUCUUGGUCGUACUGGUUUUGUUAUUUGUUCGUAUCUUGUACAUGAAUACCGUAUGACUGCUCAUCAUUCUAUUCACUAUAUUCGUGCCAAACGACCUGGAAGUGUUCAGAUGACGAAACAAAUCGAAGCUGUAGAAGAAUAUGAACGAUUUAUCAUACCUAAGCGACGUGUUUUUACUGAUUAUGCUGAUGUGAAUACGCAACUUUCUCUCGAUGAACAUCUACGAAAUCAACAAGCGUUCGUUCAUGGUCGUGAUGCAUAUAUUUACAAAUACAUACCCAGGGUUGUGUUCGUUUGUGCAGCACGUUUGAUUGAAUUAUGUACGGGUUACAUGAUUGAUACAAUUCUGUUGACAAUCAACCGUCGUAGUAAAGCAAAACCUGUAUUUAUCCGCGAAAGUUUUCAAAGUUUUACGGAUGAAGAGAAGGCGACGUGGUUGGAUUUUGUCCCGUCGUUUUUCUAUGAACACGAACGCCUAUCUCAUGAGAAUUUUAGUCCAUACGAACAGAUAAUUAAUUGUCUGAUUAUGUCAAUAAACGAGGACUUUCUUACAUCUGAUCAACAAAUGAAAAUCUCAACGUGGAAACAGAAAAUUAAUAAAACAAAUAACGGCAUUGACGAGAUUUUUGGAGAAACUGACCCUUGUAUCAUCAGUGGACUCUUAUGGUCUUGGUUGAGGCUAUUAAAACAUCCGGUUAUAACCACUCAAGACUAUAAAUUAUUUACAAAAAGCGACGUGAAAGAACCUAUGACAAUCUUAUCAAAAUUGAAUAAAUUUCAAUGUGGCACUAUUGAACUCUUGAGCAAACUUUUUGCAUAUAUUCGUCAAUUCGCUAUUCAUCAUGAAGAUCGAUUAUUGGUUUAUUGCAUAAUACAUCUUCUUACACAUCGUUCAUUGAGCGACACGAGUGAACUGAAAAAGUUAACUGUUGAUAAUGAUAAACUGCGAUUAUUUCUCAUAUCCGAUCAAGCCAAUUAUGAAGAUAAAAAGGAACCUCAUGCUAUUGAACAUCUCGUUGGUAAUGCCAAUAUUACUCAUGAAUUUGUAGAGAAUUUCGCCGUAUUUUUUGUUGAAAUCGCGAAUAAUUUCGAACAAAAGUAA